Messenger RNA from Catharus ustulatus (Swainson's thrush), 2455 nucleotides. It is a transcript of the gene TBC1D22B, whose product is annotated as TBC1 domain family member 22B. Lineage: Eukaryota; Metazoa; Chordata; Aves; Passeriformes; Turdidae. Gene Ontology annotation, molecular function: GTPase activator activity. Bases 36 to 1562 code for a protein of 508 amino acids. The transcript is spliced from 13 exons. The record is from RefSeq and is a predicted model, not a curated record. Gene Ontology annotation, biological process: activation of GTPase activity.
CUGGCCGGCCCGCCGGGCCCGCCCCGCCCUCCGCCAUGGCGGCCGAGAGCGGCAGGCAGUUCUGGAAGCGGAGCGCCAAGCUGCCGGGCAGCAUUCAGCCUGUCUAUGGAGCACAGCAUCCUCCACUGGAUUCCAGGCUCACCAAAAACUUCAUCAAGGACCGCUCCAAGGCCAGUGGGCUGCCCAUGAAAAGCAAGAAGGCCUCGAGCUUCCACGAGUUUGCUCGCAGCACCAGCGACGCCUGGGACAUCGGCGAUGACGAAGACGAGGAUUUCUCCUCCUCCUCCUCAUCCUCUUUGCAAACUCUGAACUCUAAAGUGGCCAAGGCCACGGCAGCACAGGUUCUGGAGAACCACAGCAAGCUGAGGGUGAAGCCUGAGCGGUGCCAGGCUGCCCUGGGUGAGCUCCCCACCAACUGCAAGGUCAUCAAGUCCAGCAGUGAGGCCCAGCUCUCCAGGACCUCUGAGGAGGCCUGUGUGAGGAGCCCCCUGCAGAAGCAGCAGUCCCUCCCCCUGCGGCCUGUCAUUCCCCUCGUGGCUCGAAUCUCUGACCAAAACGCCUCCGGGGCUCCCCCCAUGACCGUGCGGGAGAAAACGCGCCUGGAGAAGUUCCGGCAGCUCCUGUCCAGCCACAACACCGACCUGGAUGAGCUGAGAAAGUGCAGCUGGCCUGGUGUGCCCAGAGAGGUGCGGCCUGUGACCUGGAGACUGCUGUCAGGCUAUCUCCCUGCCAACUCGGAGCGCCGCAAGCUGACCCUGCAGCGCAAGAGGGAGGAGUACUUUGGUUUCAUCCAGCAGUACUACGACUCCCGGAACGAGGAGCACCACCAGGACACCUACAGACAGAUCCACAUUGACAUUCCAAGGACCAACCCACUCAUUCCCCUCUUCCAGCAGCCACUUGUCCAGGAGAUUUUUGAGAGAAUCCUGUUUAUCUGGGCCAUUCGCCACCCAGCCAGCGGCUAUGUGCAGGGCAUCAAUGACCUGGUCACCCCGUUCUUUGUUGUGUUCCUCUCUGAGCACGUGGAGGAGGAUGUGGAAAACUUUGACGUGACAAACCUGUCGCAGGAUGUUCUACGGAGCAUCGAAGCCGACAGCUUCUGGUGCAUGAGCAAGCUGCUGGAUGGGAUCCAGGACAAUUACACCUUUGCACAGCCAGGGAUCCAGAAGAAAGUGAAAGCCCUGGAGGAGCUGGUGAGCAGGAUCGAUGAGCAGGUACAUAAUCACUUUAGGAAGUACGAGGUCGAGUACCUGCAGUUUGCCUUUCGCUGGAUGAACAACCUGCUGAUGAGGGAGCUGCCCCUCCGCUGCACCAUCCGCCUCUGGGACACCUACCAGUCAGAGCCAGAAGGAUUCUCCCAUUUCCACCUGUACGUCUGCGCUGCCUUCUUGAUCAAGUGGCGGAAGGAGAUCCUGGAUGAGGAAGAUUUCCAAGGCCUUUUGAUGUUGCUACAGAACCUGCCCACGAUACACUGGGGUAAUGAAGAGAUUGGGCUGCUGCUGGCUGAAGCCUACAGACUCAAGUACAUGUUUGCAGAUGCCCCGAACCAUUACCGCCGAUAGGUGCCCAGGCUGGCUCCUCCCUCCCGUGCCCACCCCUCGUCCUGGCCUGAUCUGAUCACUGUGGCAUUUUUGUCAUCCCAAGUCCUCGGACACUCCAGCCAGGAGCUGCUCCUUGCUGUACAAAGCUCACCUGAACUCUUGUCUUAACUCUGAACGUGUGCCUGUCUGCCACUCCAUGCGCCUGGAUGUGCCAUUUUGACGACUCUCAGUAUUUCACUCCGUGCUGGUGGCUCACAGCAGGAAGGGAGGCUUCAAGGGGCUGAGGGAGAACGUGGGGGAAGCUUUACAGAAAAACUGAGCCGGAGUUGAAGCCCUCCUAUCCUCUCCACUCCUGUCCUGGCCUUGUCAGGCUGGGACCACCUCGGCUUUGCUGCCUCCUGCUGCCCUCACCACGUGCGCUGCCCCGUCUGCUCCCUCCUCUCUUCUGACACUUUUGCGCCAAGUCCCAGAUGAAAAUGCCUUAUCAGAGACCUGCCUGGCUGCAGAAUCCUUCCCCACGAGGGUGGCAGGGCAAGAAGUUUCUCUCAGGGCCUCCCUUCGCUCCGAGGGUCCAGAGACCCCCCAAGCACUUUGUGGGUUCACAAGAGAGUCCCUGUGCCUGCCCUCCCUCCCCCUCUCCCUCCUCUCACCUACCUCUCCCCCAGGGCAGCAGGGCAGGCACCACGGGGGCCACGACCACUCCACCCUCACACACCUGCAGUGACGUGUGCCAGCCUGGUGGAACUUUUGGUGACUGAUGCUGUGUGGGGAAGGCACAGAGGGGGUGCUGGUAGGGGAACAACAUCUCUCAAAAACCUCCUGACAACGUCCCCACUCCUCCAAGUUCUGUGUAUAUUGUGUUCUUGUGUAUAUGGGUCAAAGAUGUACAAUAUAUGUCUUCUCUUUGUAGCAGA